Glycine soja is the source of this 788-nucleotide messenger RNA. Its product is annotated as pathogenesis-related protein PR-1-like. The transcript has a single exon. The record is from RefSeq and is a predicted model, not a curated record. NCBI's taxonomy places the organism in Eukaryota, Viridiplantae, Streptophyta, Magnoliopsida, Fabales, Fabaceae. Gene Ontology annotation, cellular component: extracellular region. The coding region runs from base 45 to 572 and encodes 175 amino acids.
CCAAGCAAUAAUGCAUCCUCAAAUCUCUAACACCACAUUUCAAAAUGAAGCAUUGCAUCUCAAAACAUUUUCUAAGUUGUUUCGCUUUGUUUCUGUUGCUAGUCGCAACAACCUAUGCCACUGUUGUCCCUACCACCACCCAAAAGCCACCAAGAAGCUUUGCAAACCAAUUCCUCAUCCCCCAGAACGCGGCACGUGCGGUGCUGAGGCUGCGGCCAUUGGUGUGGGACUCCAAAUUAGCACACUACGCGCAAUGGUAUGCCAACCAGAGGCGCAACGAUUGUGCCCUAGAGCACUCCAACGGACCUUACGGUGAGAACAUUUUCUGGGGCAGUGGCACGGGGUGGAAGCCAGCACAAGCUGUUAGUGCAUGGGUUGAAGAGCGCCAAUGGUACAAUUAUUGGCACAAUUCUUGUGCCAAUGGACAGAUGUGUGGACAUUACACUCAGAUUGUGUGGAGCACCACCAGAAAAAUUGGUUGCGCUAGCGUUGUUUGCUCUGGUGGUAAGGGCACCUUCAUGACUUGCAACUAUGAUCCUCCUGGGAACUACUAUGGAGAAAGACCUUACUGAAAAUUAAUUAUAAGAAGUGAGACAAGUCAAUAAUGUUCUAAUAGGAUCAUAGUAGCUACCCAUGUUCUCCGCUGGCAUAUUACUAUUGUCUGAUUGCCAUGUGCCCAUGUGCAUGGGUUUAAUUGUGGCUCUGUCUCGCUAGCUACUCUGUAUCCUUGUUUUUAUUGCUUGUCUAAUCUAAUAUAAAGUAUAAAUGUCUAAUAUGCUUCCUUUUCA